UUCUGUCUCCAUGAGCUCCAGAUGAGCAGAGGGUGAGCAGAGGUUCUGUGAACUGCACUGAAAUUCAUUUUGCAGCCAUGCAGCCGGUGCUGGAUAACCUCAAGGAGCUGCCGCCUUCAACAGGAGCCAAAGACAUCGACCUCAUCUUCCUCCGUGGCAUUAUGGAGAGUCCCUUAGUUUGUUCCCUCGCUAAGGCUCAUAAGCGAUUGGAGGAUGUUAAGCUGGUGGCGGUGCAAAGUAAUAACGUGGAGCUAGUGAGUGAGAUCCUGUCUGAUAUGAGCAGUCUGAUCACUCAGGAUGAAAGUGCAGCAGAACUCUGUAAGAUCCUGAAGGAACCCCACUUCCAGUCCCUGUUAGAAGCUCACGACAAGGUGGCCUCUAAGUCAUAUGAAGCUCCUCCCACCAGCACCAAUUCCACCAGCAUGACCAGCUCAUCCCUCAUGUCGGCUGACACUGUUCGCAUGAUCAGCAUCCAGAAGAAGGCCGGAGAGCCUCUGGGUGUAACAUUCCGGGUGGAGGACGGAGACCUUGUCAUCGCGCGUGUUAUGCACGGAAGCAUGAUUGACAGACAGGGGAUGCUGCACGCAGGUGAUGUCAUCCGAGAGGUGAACGGCCGAGAGGUGGGCAAAGACCCCAUGGCGUUACAGCACAUGCUAAGGGACUGCAAUGGAAGCAUCACACUCAAAAUCCUGCCCAGCUACAGGGACACGCCUCCACCCGCACAGGUGUAUCUGAAGCCACAUUUCACCUACAAUCCUGACACAGAUAAUCUGAUCCCUUGUAAAGAGGCGGGUUUGGCUUUCUCUAAAGGAGACAUUCUGCACAUAGUGAACAAGGAGGACCCCAACUGGUGGCAAGCAUGUAAUAUAAACGGAGGCCGCACUGGCUUGAUCCCCAGUCAGUUUCUUGAGGAAAAGAGGAAGGCUUUUGUAAGGAGAGACCUGGAUGGAUCAGGAAUCCUCUGCGGGACAUUAACUGGAAAAAAGAAGAAAAAGAAAAUGAUGUACUUGACAGCGAAAAAUGCAGAAUUUGAUCGCCAUGAAUUACAGAUCUAUGAGGAAGUGGCAAAGAUGCCGCCAUUCCAGAGAAAAACUCUUGUGCUGAUUGGUGCACAAGGAGUGGGCCGCCGAAGCCUCAAGAACCGCCUGAUUGUGUUGAACCCACUGCGAUAUGGAACUACUGUACCUUUCACUUCUCGGCAUCCACGUGAUGACGAAAAGGACGGCCAGUCGUACUGCUUUGUGUCCCGGGAGGAGAUGGAGACAGACAUCAAGGCAAGUCGCUACCUUGAGCAUGGAGAAUAUGACGGCAAUCUGUACGGAACCAAAAUCGACUCCAUCCAUGAAGUGGUUCACACAGGACGUACUUGCAUACUGGACAUCAACCCACAGGCACUAAAAGUACUGAAGACAUCAGAGUUCAUGCCAUUCGUGGUUUUCAUCGCCGCCCCAGAGCUCGAGACACUACGGGCCAUGCACAAAGCUGUGGUGGAUGCUGGGAUCACAACCAAGCUACUGACGGAAACGGACCUAAAGAAAACAGUGGACGAAAGUGCCAGGAUCAAGCGGGCAUACAAUCACUACUUUGAUUUGACUAUAGUUAAUGACAAUCUGGACAAGGCCUUUGAGAAACUGCAGGCAGCUGUGGAGCAGCUGGCCACACAACCACAGUGGGUCCCUGUGAACUGGGUUUACUGAGACGUACAGCGGUCCAGACACCCCAUCAUCAUCAUCAUCGGUGGCACAAUGAUAGGUCAGCGGCACAGAACACAAGUUCACAUUCAACGGACCCACCAGUCACUAUGCAAAUGUACACUAGCCAUCCGGUCACGACAGACAUAAGGGAAGUGUACUUAUUUAUUUACAUUUUUUUAUUUUCUACUGACUAAACUUAAAUAGUUGGAGGGAAAAAACAAAUAGGAUUUUUUUUUUUGAAUGGCUCGUCAUUAAAAAAAAAUAAUUUUCCAAAUAAGUAUAAGCUGCAUUAUAGUAUUUAAAGCAGGGGACUGUUUUCUUACUGUAAUUUUAGUGUGACAAACGUUGGUUUACAGUGCAGGAUUCAUCUCACAUCUCUUCAUCUUUCUGAAACGUGCUGUCAUACAGUUCAGUCACUACAGUAUGCCAAAUUAUUUAAGCAGCUUUAGUUUAUCCAGCUUCUGACUCGAUAAGAUCUUCGUAAGUGUCAUCCUGUUUUCCUCUUUGAUUUCAUUUGAGUUAAAUUCAAGGAAUGCUAGGAGUAAGCCAAAUUUGACUAAGUAUCACAAUAGCACUUUAUUUUACAGUCCUGUUUUGUACGUACUAUAAUAACUAGGUACUAAUCCUGAACCUAACCUUAAAGCCCAGAGUAUACUUCAGUUUUGAUGCAAAUGCUUAAAGGGGUAGUUCACCAAAAAAAUUGUCAUUUA
This is a messenger RNA of Sinocyclocheilus rhinocerous, 2404 nucleotides long. Its product is annotated as MAGUK p55 subfamily member 6. The coding region runs from base 78 to 1697 and encodes 539 amino acids. The record is from RefSeq and is a predicted model, not a curated record. Gene Ontology annotation, molecular function: protein binding. The transcript is spliced from 12 exons. NCBI's taxonomy places the organism in Eukaryota, Metazoa, Chordata, Actinopteri, Cypriniformes, Cyprinidae.